Molecule: messenger RNA, 739 nt
Organism: Cottoperca gobio
Lineage: Eukaryota; Metazoa; Chordata; Actinopteri; Perciformes; Bovichtidae
Product: peptidyl-prolyl cis-trans isomerase-like
Exons: 5
Coding region: 167-604 (145 amino acids)
Biological process (GO): protein peptidyl-prolyl isomerization; protein folding
Cellular component (GO): cytoplasm
Molecular function (GO): cyclosporin A binding; peptidyl-prolyl cis-trans isomerase activity
Source: RefSeq, a predicted model, not a curated record
UGGCUGUCUAUUCCUUUACAUCACCGGUGCAUAGACUGAUACAUUAGUGUAGUGUGUUUUCUCCGUCUCAAACAUAUCACAAGCGCAUCUAUAAACAUGAAAAAUGUUUUCUUUGACAUCACUAUUGGUGGAGAUCCCGCUGGUAGGAUCGUAAUCAAGCUCCGGGAUGAUGUGGUCCCAAAUACUGCAGAAAACUUCCGUGCUUUGUGCACAGGUGAGAAAGGUUUCGGCUACAAAGGCUCCUCGUUUCACAGAAUCAUCCCUGAGUUCAUGUGCCAGGUACAGUGAAGACAAGGGCGGGGACUUUACCAAACACAAUGGAACUGGAGGCAAAUCCAUCUAUGGAGAGAAGUUUGCUGAUGAGAACUUCACGUUGAAGCACACAGGCAUGGGCACACUGUCCAUGGCUAAUUCUGGGCCCAACACCAACGGAUCCCAGUUCUUCAUCUGCACAAAGAAAACUGCAUGGCUGGACGGGAAGCACGUGGUGUUUGGCAAUGUUGUGGAGGGCACUGAUAUUGUCAAGGCAAUGGAGAAGCAAGGCACAGGACAAGGCAAAACUAAAACCAAGGUUGUCAUUGCCGACUGUGGUCAAGUCUGUUAGUUCAGAUAUAUCCUUUAUCAUCCCAGUUAACCUAGUCUGAAUAAAAUAAUGCUGAUGGCGUCAAUAAAACACUUGAAAGUUUACUUUUUGUUUUUGUUGUCUCAUUCACAAAUAAACUGCUUUGUUCUUACUUAA